AUGCUUUCAUCCUCCAAUCACCCUAGCGUGGCAGAAAACAGAUACACCGACGUCUGGGAGGACACCGAAUCGGACUCGUGCGGCAGCCCGUUGCCUGGCGUGAUGAGCUUCUCUCGUCGGCCAACAACAGAAUUCGGACGUCCUAAAGGAGGCAUAUCAGCUAUCUCCAAACUUGUUGCAGCACAGAGGAAACAGGUCGCUCAGAAUGCAAAACCUUCUCUCGUAACCGCGCUACUCAAGCCAUCUCCAAUCGUCGAACCGCUAGUCUCACCCACGACCACCAAUGACCCCAUAAUCUUCCCGACCAACAGACCUGGUGGAACAAGGGUUAGCUGGGGCCUCGAGUCUCUUCGAAACUUUCAAGUCUUGGGAACAUCGACCGUUCCCAAUGUGCCCGUCUCUUCCGCACCCCAAGUUGCCGGAGCUUCUCCUGCCGACUCGACAGAGCCCUGCGAGGAGGAUGUCCUUUCACCUUCGACUCCUCCCGCAUCACUCGUCGUAGAAUGUUUUGAUCCCGAAGAAUAUCAGUAUGGCCAAAAAUACCGACCGAGCAUCCCCGAUCACCAACACCAAUGGCAUCCCAUCCGCGAGGUCCAGCCGGUGUACUACGCCUUUCCCGCCUACUGCCCACAAGAGCAGCAGCUGCAGGAAUUACUAAUCUCGGCAUCCCCUCUAUUCAACAACUCGCCAAUAACACCACGUGAGGAAUGCUUCCACACCCGCAGUGACAACGCCAUCGCCGGAAUUUCCCCCGAAGCCGAUACCGGAGUUAGCACCGAAGCCGUAACCAUACCCGGAACCGCACCAGACACUCUUCCCCCGCCUCUCCUCCGUUCGCCACCCUUGCAGGCCUCACCCAUCAUGUCAUGGAUCGCUGACCCCAACGCUGACCCCGACGCUUAUUACCCCGAUCCAGCCACCUACCUCGACCCCGACCAAAUCAUCACCCCAUCACCACCUGCAGCAACCUCACCGAAAACUGCAAGCUCCGCCUCCCUCUCUUACUGCACCCGUUGCGUCAUACCCCUCACCUUCGCCAUCUCGACUUCCUGUCUUGACCAAGACGAAGGUUGGGAAUGCUGUAACUGCGCUGGUAAGAAUUUGAAGUAG
Molecule: messenger RNA, 1110 nt
Organism: Sordaria macrospora k-hell
Lineage: Eukaryota; Fungi; Ascomycota; Sordariomycetes; Sordariales; Sordariaceae
Source: RefSeq, a predicted model, not a curated record